Messenger RNA from Triplophysa rosa, 2867 nucleotides. It is a transcript of the gene ctif, whose product is annotated as CBP80/20-dependent translation initiation factor. Gene Ontology annotation, biological process: regulation of translational initiation. The coding region runs from base 193 to 2244 and encodes 683 amino acids. Gene Ontology annotation, cellular component: cytosol. The record is from RefSeq and is a predicted model, not a curated record. Gene Ontology annotation, molecular function: RNA binding; translation activator activity; protein binding. Lineage: Eukaryota; Metazoa; Chordata; Actinopteri; Cypriniformes; Nemacheilidae. The transcript is spliced from 14 exons.
CAAACGUCACAUUCCAGCAUUCUCCCUCCCUGCGCAUGAGUGUGUUUGGAUGUGUGUAUUAGGCUAAUCUUUUCCCUCCCGUACGCCUCUCUGUCCCCGGGAACCUCUCAUGACAGGGCGGAUCUGAGCCCGGCGGACACCCGCAGCCCCGAUCGCGGAUCUCGGCUCCCCCCCUUCUGUGGGCCGGUUGCCAUGGAGACCUCAUCGGUGGCAUCAGCAUCGUCUGAGGCGGGAAGCACUCGCUCGCAGGAGAUCGAGGAGCUGGAACGCUUCAUCGACAGCUACGUGCUGGAGUACCAGGUGCAGGGACUCCUGAACGACAAAAGCGACACGGACCAGGACGUGGACAAGACCCCGUCCCAUGCCUCACAGUGGGCAGAGGACUGCAGUGAUAAGGUUGAUGGAAGCUGGUCGUCGUCACGGGGGAGGGGCUCAUCCAAACCAGAUGAGUGGGAGCACAGCAGUAACGGUAGCACAGGUUCUAGACCCAGUUCAGGUUCUCAACACGGUUCUGGUUCUAGAUCAGGCAGCAGAGGACAGAACAACCAGUUCAGAGCUAAGAAUGGAAACCGAGAUUGCGCUCUUGACAUCCUGGGAACAGACAUUUGGGCUGCUAACCUGGACUGUCACGGAGGUGCUACAUGGGACAUGCAGCCAGAGAAACUGGACUUCUCACAGUUUCACAUGAGGCCGUAUCGAGGGACACCGAAACACCUCCCGCACAUCGACCGAGAGGGGAUGAUGAAGGGAACAUUUGAUGAUGAUGAUAAUGGUAUUGAUCUGGAAAGCAUGAACAAAUUCCUGCCCACCCUGCCGGUCUUUCCUCAGCUGCAGAAUGACGCUGAUAUCGCACACGCUAAAAAGCUGUUUCGCAGACGCAGAACGGACCGUCGUUCCCUCUGUCUGUGUUCUCUUUUUAUCCUCCAUCCCUCCCUUAUUUACACAUCAUCUCCCUGUCACAUCCGUAGCCGAACUGAGCCAUCCCCGGACCAGCUCACCGUACAGCUGUCAGCUGAGGGAAAGAGGCAAGUGUCCAGGAGACAACAGCGCCCACCUGGAGGAGGUGGAGGAGGUGGUGUGAAAUCCCAGAAUCCUCUGCAGCAGCAGGGCCUGCAGCAGCAACAGCCGCCCAAUCAGACGCAGCAGCAGCCCAAUGCAGACCACCAAUCAGGUGUCGGCACUAAGCACGGAGGGUGGGGUUACCAGGGACAGCAGAACCAGGGCGGGCGUCAGGGCGGCCCGCAUCACGGCUACAGCCAGAACCGUCGCUGGCACCAGCAUCCAAAACACCAGACGAACAAUUUCAGUCAAGGGGCUGACAGGACCCCCACACGUAAUGCCAAAGAGACUGAGAAUGCGAAACAGGACGAGCCGGGGCCUGGGAUAGAGAGAGCAGUGAAGGACGAGCCGGUGAGAGAGCAGAGACUGAAGAAUGAGAACGAUGGAAAGACAGAAGCUGGGAAGAUCAGUUUACUGCAGUCCUCUAAAGAGAGACUCCGCAAGAGAUUGAAAGAGAAGGAGGAUGUUCCCGUGGCGACGGCCGGACCCCAGCAGAACCGAAUGGAUCGGUUGUUAGAGAUUCUGAACAGCAUGAGAAACAACAGAAGCGGAGUGGAGGCACAGCUCACCGCGUUCAUGGAGGAGGCGCAGAGCUCGGCCGACUCGGAAGAGACUCUGAACGAAAUCGUCCACACCAUCUAUCAUAAAGCCGUCAGCGAUCGAAGCUUCGCGGCCACUGCGGCCAAACUCUGUGACAAGAUGGCUCUGUUCAUGGUGGAGGGCACCAAAUUCCGCUCUCUGUUACUCAACAUGUUACAGAGAGACUUCACGCGGCGUGAUGAGUUGCGGCGGACGGAUGUGGAGAGCUGGUUGGGCUUCGUUACGCUUCUGUGUGAAGUGUUUGGCACGAUGAGAAGCAGCGCUGGAGAGCCGUUCAGAGUGCUGGUGUGCCCCAUCUACUCCUGCUUGAGAGAGCUCCUUCAGUCUCCUGAUGUGAAGGAGGACGCUGUUCUGUGCUGUACUAUGGAGCUCCAGAGCACCGGACGCUUGUUGGAGGAUCAGCUGCCGGAGAUGAUGACCGAGCUGCUGGCCACCGUGAGGGACAAGAUGUUGUGUCCGUCCGAGUCCCAGCUGACGCGUUCGCUCCUGAUGGAGGUCGUCGAGCUUCACGCUCACCGCUGGAGCCCGCUGGAGGCGCUGACCACCGCUUACUACAACAGAACCAUCCAGAAACUCACAGCGUGAUGGAAACGUGACGGCCGCGUGCGACUACACAACCAUCACGAUAACUUUCAAGCAAACCACUGGAGGCCACGGACACGCUGUAUGGCCACAGAACGUUUCUAAAGGCCGUCGGCACGUACACGCAUACACACGGCAACAGACAGAUGACGGAAACACGGAUGAGACGGGCAUUAUGGGAUGGGGGUUGGCCAAAGGGUCAGAGUUCAAAGGGUAAAAUAUGCAGAUGGAAAUGAAUAUGUAUUUAUUUUCACGUCAGACCUGCAUAUUCAUGAGUAAAUCCAGACAUACGGACUCGAAACCAGACGGUCAUUACACACGCAGACAGACAGUCGGUCAUGUGUGUGUGUGUGUGUGUGUUAAAAGCGUCAAUGAAACGGAACGAUUACAGAAAAGAUGUACAGUGCACAUUUCACUGCAAAAUCAAAAGAAAUAUGUUAUUUUAAAAUAGGAAAAUGAAGCCUAGUUUUCCAACAUUCAACAGAUUUUGCUUUCAGUUUCUCAUUGCUGUAAAACUGUACUUCUUUUUUUAUAUUCAGAUUAUUCACAAUGGUACUGUAAUGCAGUAAUGAUUUACUGUUCACAUCAAAUACUUUUAUUAUGAAUAAAUUAAAGACAGUACAUUU